UGUGCUGUAAGGAAGUGUGAGCUAUUGAACGGAAGUCACUUGGAAAAGUUUGAAAAGCGUUUUACCCAAAAAUAUCUACAUUUGCAUACCUACAGACAACCGGUAGACGCAAGAGUAUAAUCUAAUUGCAAUAAAAGCUAAUUGUAACAGCAGUGACAAAGUUCAAAUUCAAUAAAAAAUCAACGAUUCGAUUUUGAUUCUGCUUUAGUAUCGUUAAAUAGUUUAAGCCAAAUUAAAAAUUUUGUGUGUGUGCAUAGCAUGACGAGAAGACUGACAAACAAAAGAAGAAAAAUAAUUAAAGAAGCAUAAAUAAAUUUAAAAAAAGUGUUCAAUAAGCGAGCGAAAGUAACUGUAUAAAGUCAGAAGAAAGCAAAAAUCAGCAAACAGAAAACGAUAAUGACAACAUUGCCGCCGUUGUACGAAAUUAAUGAAAAAAUUGAAAGCGUCGCUCAAUACUACGUUUGAUUCGGGAAAUUAGCACAUUCUUGUGAAAUUGGCUAAUUCAAAAGAUUUGAUGUAACAAAAGCAAAGCAGAAACUAACAACCUAAACAUACAUACAAACAUAUAUAAAACAUAUAAAACGCAUACUUAAUAUUAUUACCGGCAAUUUGUGCGCAACAUAGUGUCUUCAAAGUGAAGUGUCGUACCACUUGAAAAACAGCAAACGCCUUAGUCACGAACGCCGCGCGCCGCGUUUUUGGCUAAUAGUGCGCCCAUCGAGCGCAGCCCACCCAAUUACCCCACGUGGAUGAACAAAGCGGAAUUAACUCGUAUUUACUUGGAUUAGUAUGCGGUGGUUGCAAAUCACUUGCAACCAAUAAAUCCAGCAAAACGGCGGACCAAAGCGUAUUUUCACAUACCCAAACGCACCCACGCCUCUCAUUCAGCGUGCGGUCACCCUCAGAAGUAAGCAAAUUAACAAAAACAACACCAAAAACCACAUACGCACAGAAAAGUUGCAGCAGUCGAAGCAGCAGGCAAAGUCAACGUGUCCUUACCAGCAAUCUCAUUUUCAUAAUGAUCGUAGUAAGCAUAUGCAUCAGCGCCUCAGCAGCGCCGACAACAACUAGCAAUAGUCCCGCCAAUAAUACACAAGUCACACACACACGAAAAGUGACGGCAACAACAAGAAAAACCAACACAAGCGCAAAGAACAAGGCGGUGGGUGUGACGUUAACACAAAAUACGAUAGAUGUGAGCAGCGGUGCAGUCUACACGAUGGCGCAAACAGGCAAUGAGGGCUCGCGGAAACGGAAACGACACAGCAAACGUCACAGUAAUUGGAAUAUCGAUACUUUAAAAGAUCUGCCGUGGGUGAAUCCUUGCGGUGGUUUUUAUGUGCCGUCGGCGACGCAAAGUGGCAGUGUCAUGCGGCGGAAGAACCCAACGAAACAGAUUUUCAAUAUGCUUAAAAAGUCGGCAGGUAUCGAGUACAAGAUGUUGAAAGCCGGUCAACAAGAUAUUGAUAUAAGCAAUAUACAUAUUUGGUCGCUGCACAAUAAAACUUACAAAUUUCUGCCAAAAUUGAAGCUGAACUCAUCGAUCGCACUCAAACGCUGGUACCGCAACAUGCAAUCCUUUGUGGGUUCAUUCGCUUAUUUGCGCAGCAUACAGCGCGCCUGGGAUAUGGCCAAAUUGCAACGUGAAAAUAGUACAGGACGCGAACUGCGACGGUUAUUUAUCAGCGCACGCAAAAUGUUGUGCGAAUUGGAGACGGCCAUCAAUGGCACAAUGCCAGCGCCGCGUAUGUUGCGCGGCAGCGCGCUACCGCAAGUGACAAGCGAACAAAUGAAUAAGCGCUUAAAGCUCUACACGAAGCGACGCGCCGAAAGCAAUCCGCACAUUGUGCAGGAGGCGAACACGAUCGAUUUAAUGUGGGUGAAAUAUUAUUACUACGAAUUUUUGAAGACCAUGUGGAAAGUGCUGCGCCAGCAAACAAAGCGACGCGGUCAAAUUGCGUUGAUGGCCAAUCCAAAGGCAUUCAAUGAGGUGGAAAAGCACUUUGGCAGCAUUAGCAAAAACAAGCGUGUCAAAGGUCAGUUGGCGGCGCUUAAAACGGUGACAACGUCAGCUGAGCGCAGUGAUAGUGGUAGCAGCAGAGGCGCGGCAAAUAGGCGCAAAAACGCGCAUGGUAGUGCAGUAAUUGGUAUUGGUAGCAGAAGACGUGUAGCGCAUGCGCACAAUACGCGGUGAGCCAGUGUGCCCGUGAACAACAAAAGGUUAUACGAUUUACAGAUUUUAAUUUCAUAUAUGCAUAUAUGUACAUACUUGCAUGUAUGAAAGUGUCAUUUUGAGUCUCAAGCAAUUUUCGCUUUACAUACUAGACUCACGUGCUGCUUAAAUGCAUACAUACGCACGGCUAAACAUGCCAGGUCAAAGCAUUGCCU
Molecule: messenger RNA, 2388 nt
Organism: Bactrocera latifrons
Lineage: Eukaryota; Metazoa; Arthropoda; Insecta; Diptera; Tephritidae
Exons: 4
Coding region: 1019-2194 (391 amino acids)
Biological process (GO): embryonic development via the syncytial blastoderm; cell surface receptor signaling pathway via JAK-STAT
Source: RefSeq, a predicted model, not a curated record